AGGCGGGGUGGGGCUCGCCGUCAUCCAUUUACCAGCCUGGCCCCUCCGACGGGCGUGCAGUUAAUGAGAUUAGCAAUUAAAAAGCGGCCGGGCGUCUGCGGCGCUGGCCACCCCCAAGCUGAGCCGGGGCAGGACGGCGCUCCUGGCGGCCGCGCACCGAAACAGACGUGCGGGCGCCGGGGCGGGAAGCCAGCGCGCGAGCUGGGGGCCAUGGAGAAAGCGCGGCCGCUGUGGGCCAACCCGCUGCAGUUCGUGUUCGCCUGCAUCUCGUACGCCGUGGGCCUGGGCAAUGUGUGGCGCUUCCCCUACCUGUGCCAGAUGUACGGCGGAGGGAGUUUCCUGGUGCCCUACCUCAUCAUGCUCGUCGUGGAGGGAAUGCCGCUCCUGUACCUGGAGCUGGCGGUCGGACAGCGCAUGCGCCAGGGCAGCAUCGGCGCCUGGCGGAGCAUCAGCCCCUACCUGAGCGGCGUCGGCGUGGCCAGCGUGGUGGUCUCCUUCUUCCUGUCCAUGUACUACAACGUCAUCAACGCCUGGGCCUUCUGGUACCUGUUCCACUCCUUCCAGGACCCCCUGCCGUGGUCUCACUGCCCGCUGAACAGCAACCACACCGGCUACGACGAGGAGUGUGAGCUGGCCUCGUCGACGCAGUACUUCUGGUACCGGAAGACCCUCAACAUCUCGCCGUCCAUCCAGGAGAGCGGCAGCGUGCAGUGGGAGCCGGCGCUGUGCCUCGUGCUGGCCUGGCUCGCGGUGUACCUGUGCAUCCUACGGGGCACCGCGUCCACCGGCAAGGUGGUGUAUUUCACAGCGUCGCUGCCCUACUGCGUGCUCAUCAUCUACCUGGUCAGGGGCCUCACGCUCCACGGAGCCACCAACGGCCUGGCGUACAUGUUCACCCCCAAGAUGGAGCAGCUGGCCAACCCCAAGGCCUGGAUCAACGCGGCCACCCAGAUCUUCUUCUCGCUCGGCCUGGGGUUCGGCAGCCUGAUCGCCUUCGCCAGCUACAACGAGCCCUCCAGCAACUGCCAGAGGCACGCGGUCGUGGUGUCGCUCAUCAACAGUGCCACCUCCAUAUUCGCCAGCGUGGUCACCUUCUCCAUCUACGGCUUCAAGGCCACCUUCAACUACGAGAGCUGCUUGAACAAGGUGAUUCUGCUGCUGACCAACGCUUUCGACCUGGAAGACGGCUUCCUGACAGCCAGCAACCUGGAGCAGGUGAAGGGCUACCUGGCGUCCACCUACCCCAGCCAGUACAACGAGGUGUUCCCACAGAUCAAAAACUGCAGCCUGGAGGCAGAGCUGGACACGGCGGUCCAGGGCACGGGCCUGGCUUUCAUCGUCUACACCGAGGCCAUCAAGAACAUGGAGGUGUCCCAGCUGUGGUCGGUGCUGUACUUCUUCAUGCUGCUCAUGCUGGGCAUCGGGAGCAUGCUGGGCAACACGGCCGCCAUCCUCACCCCGCUGACCGACAGCAAGGCCAUCUCCCGCCGCCUGCCCAAGGAGGCCAUCUCAGGUCUGCUGUGCCUCGUCAGCUGCGUCAUCGGCAUGGUGUUCACCACGGAGGCCGGCAACUACUGGUUCGACAUCUUCAAUGACUAUGCGGCCACGCUGUCCCUGCUGCUCAUCGUCCUGGUGGAGAUCGGGGCCGUGUGCUACGUGUACGGGCUGAGGAGAUUUGCAAGUGACCUGCAGGCCAUGACCGGCCGCCCCCUGAACUGGUACUGGAAGGUCAUGUGGGCCGGCGUGAGCCCGCUGAUCAUCAUCAGCCUCCUGCUCUUCUACCUGAGCGACUACAUCCUCACGGGGACCCUGCGGUACCAAGCCUGGGACGCCUCCCAGGGCCAGCUCGUGACCAAGGACUACCCCACGUACGCGCUGGUGGUCAUCGGGCUGCUGGUGGCCUCCUCCACCAUGUGCAUCCCCCUGGUGGCCCUGGCGGCCUUCAUCCUGCGCUGCCUCAAGCGGGGAGGGGGCACGACCUCCGAGGUCUGAGAGCCGGGCCCCCGGAGGAGGCCUCGUCCAGGGCUGGUCUCCCAGCUGCUCUUUCCGGAUGGCUCGGCCUCGGCUGCUGCUGCUGCCAGUGUCGGCUUCGGAAGCUCCCGGCCCUCCUCUUCCGGAGCCCGGAAGGAAGAGUCGGGAAGUGCAGAGGAAGGAGGUGCCCCUGGGAACCGGCACCCUGCCCCUGCAGUGGCCCCUCCAGCCGCCGCCUCCCCCCAGGGCCAUACAGACUGCCUCCUUGUCACCGCAGAGGCAGGCUCUUCAAGGCCAGUCGUAACGACAGUUGCUCGCUCGGUUCUAGGAACGUCCUGGAAGUAGAGCACAGUGAGCUCAAACGUGACUGUGAUUUUUAUGGGACAAUGUGUAAGCCGUGGUUUCCCCCAAAGAGGUCCCCAAACGCGAGAGGGCCACCGUCUCCACACCGGCCUGAAAAGGAGUUUUCUACGAGCCUGGGAGGAUGGAUCCAAACGUCUCGGGCUCAGACUCAGUCCUCUCUGUCUCAGUGAUGGUGCAUUUGCUGCGCCCGCCUUCGCCACUGGCCUGACUGGCCGUAAACAAGCCCUUGGUUUGGGACUCGCAAAAUUGAAAUUUCUGCAAGCUGAGGGCCCUCACGGCAGGUCCAGGAGCAGUCCUCUCGACAAGACGUACCCCAGCUCAGUGCCAGCGCGGCUGGGACGGCGGGAGUCCACCUGACGCUGUGGUAUUGGGGUGCGACGGCCAGGAAAGACCAAGAACACUACUUACAAUCCAUUUAAAGUUAUUUAUCUGUAUAUAAGUUUUCUAAAAUGUAUAUAACUCAAACAGAGCAUCUUGUAACUGAAGACACCAUAUUUAUGAUAAAGUUUGGUCCACCACG
Molecule: messenger RNA, 2854 nt
Organism: Phyllostomus discolor (pale spear-nosed bat)
Lineage: Eukaryota; Metazoa; Chordata; Mammalia; Chiroptera; Phyllostomidae
Gene: SLC6A20
Product: solute carrier family 6 member 20
Exons: 11
Coding region: 64-1992 (642 amino acids)
Biological process (GO): sodium ion transmembrane transport
Cellular component (GO): plasma membrane
Molecular function (GO): L-proline transmembrane transporter activity
Source: RefSeq, a predicted model, not a curated record